AUUUACUUAAGGCCACCUGGCAACCUCCUCCUCAGCCGAACCAGCGAGUAUUAAGCAACUCCUCAGCCUCCCACAAUUAAAUCUUCUCUUCCUCUCCCUCUUCCUCCCCAUUCCGAAAGAGCUCUGGAAGCAACACACCACCCUCAGUCUUCUAUUACAGUCGACUACUCCAUUGUUCCAUCUUUCUGUCAAUUGCAAUUUGAUUGAUCGGUCCGAUCUGCUGUCGUCACUAUGCGUUUCUCAGCAACUGCAGCCAUCUCGGCCGCUGCUCUCCUGACAGGAAGCGUCAAUGCCGAUGCUCAAUCUGUCCUGAGCGAGGCCAGCUCCUCUGUCGCCAGUGUUGCCAGCGAUGCUUCGUCUGCAGCUACCUCUGCCACCGAGCUCCCAGAGCUGCCAACCUUUACUCCUACCAAGAUUAAGGGCGACUUUGUUGAGCAGUUCACAGACGAUUGGGAGGCACGAUGGAAGCCAUCGCACGCCAAGAAGGAUACCAAAGGGUCCGACAAAGACGAGGAGUGGGCAUACGUCGGUGAAUGGGCUGUCGAAGAGCCACACGUUUACAAGGGAAUGGAGGGUGAUAAGGGUCUGGUCGUAAAGAACGCAGCUGCCCAUCAUGCCAUUUCUGCCAAGUUCCCUAAGAAGAUCGAUAACAAGGGCAAGACCCUGGUCGUCCAAUAUGAGGUCAAACUCCAAAGUAAGAACACAUCUCUAAAUCUUCGAAUUAAGCGACUGCCAAUAUCUUCCUCGAAAGUCAUACUAACCGCUUUGUAGAUGGCCUCGAAUGUGGUGGCGCUUACCUCAAGCUCCUCCGUGACAACAAGGCUCUCCACCAGGAAGAAUUCUCCAACGUCUCCCCAUACGUUGUUAUGUUCGGUCCAGACAAGUGCGGCUCCACCAACAAGGUCCACUUGAUCAUAAACCACAAGAACCCAAAAACUGGCGAAUAUGAGGAGAAGCACUUGGCAACUGCCCCAGCUGCCCGUAUCGUUAAGACCACCGAGCUCUACACCUUGAUCAUCCACCCUAACAACACCGCCAUCAUUAAGUUGAAUGGUGAGCAAGUCAAGGAAGCCAACCUUCUUGAGGACUUCCAGCCAGCUUUCAACCCACCCAAGGAGAUCGAUGACGCAAAGGACACCAAGCCAGACACCUGGGUUGAUGAGGCCAGAAUCCCCGACCCAGAGGCUACUAAGCCUGAGGAUUGGGACGAGGAUGCGCCAUUCGAGAUUGUUGAUGAGGCUGCCACCAAACCAGAGGAUUGGCUCGAGGAUGAGCCUCUCUCUAUUCCUGACCCAGAGGCCGUCAAGCCAGAGGAUUGGGAUGAUGAGGAGGAUGGAGACUGGAUCGCCCCGACUGUCAGCAAUCCCAAGUGCGACGAAGUCUCCGGAUGUGGACCAUGGGAGAAGCCAACGAUCAAGAACCCCGAGUACAAGGGCAAGUGGACCGCACCGUACAUAGAUAACCCAGCCUACAAGGGCGUCUGGGCUCCUCGCAAGAUCAAGAACCCAGACUACUUCGAGGACAAGCACCCAGCGAACUUGGAGCCCAUGGGAGCUAUCGGUUUCGAGAUCUGGACCAUGCAAAAUGAUAUUUUGUUCGACAACAUCUACAUUGGUCACUCCGUUGCUGAUGCCGAGAAGUUCGCUGAUGAGACCUUCAACGAGAAGCACCCUAUCGAGCAAUUGAUUGAGAUCGCCGAGAAGCCAAAGGUUGACGAGACCAAGCCACCUCGCUCCCCAUCUGACCUCGUCUUCACCGAGGACCCAAUCCACUACAUUAAGGAGAAGCUUGACCUUUUCUUCACCAUUGCCCAGAACGACCCCAUCCAAGCUAUCAAGUUCGUUCCUGAGGCUGCUGGUGGUCUUGCCGCUGUUCUCGUUACUUUCAUCGCCUUAAUCGUCGGUAUCGUUGGCUUGGGUGGAUCAUCUGCACCACCACAAGUCAAGAAGGCAGUUGAGAAGACCAAGGCCGCAGCUGUUGACGCUAAGACCAAGGUCGCUGAGGCUGCCGCGUCUGGUGUUGAGCAGGCCAAGGCUGAGAAGCGUUCGACCCGAAGCACCUCAUAGAUUAGAGGCGCUAGAUUGAUAAUUAGACAAAGCAAACCUGGUUUUAUGGUCGGGAGGAUGUGUUACAGUAGGCAUCUGGAGACAACUCUUUUUCAAGGUACAUUUGCAUUUCCGUCUUUUUAGCCGAUGUUCCUGUCAAAAUUUGAGGGAUGGGGAGUCUUUUCGCAUUCCUGGGACAUCUGUACUUUAGGCGCACCAAAAUAUUGAAAACAAAACUCCCAAGAUACUUCCAAGCUUUCUUCUGCUAUUGUGAAUAGGGUAAUGUGAGUGGUGCAGUGACCAGAUUCAAGACUAGUUGGGCAACUCAUAUGUCCUCGCUACCUUUGCUGACAUGCUCAAGCGAGCCCCUUUUCUCGAAUAUCAACAUCACAGUGCUCGCUUGCCCUCCAGCUACUCACUUUCGAUAGUCGGUUUUUGACUAGGCUGCAACCUCAAUCACUUCAAGGCCUAAUUGAAUUUCUUUUUUCCCCUAGUCUUUCCCCGACAGUAGAUGGAAUUUACUUCUCUUCGUGUCGCAUCUUUUAGAGCCAAUUCCAAAUUAUAUGGAUGACUGCAGGUAAUUUAUGG
This is a messenger RNA of Cadophora gregata, 2633 nucleotides long. RefSeq lists its product as uncharacterized. Lineage: Eukaryota; Fungi; Ascomycota; Leotiomycetes; Helotiales; Ploettnerulaceae. Gene Ontology annotation, molecular function: calcium ion binding. The transcript has 5 exons. The record is from RefSeq and is a predicted model, not a curated record. Gene Ontology annotation, biological process: protein folding. Bases 867 to 2066 code for a protein of 399 amino acids. Gene Ontology annotation, cellular component: endoplasmic reticulum membrane; endoplasmic reticulum.